Messenger RNA from Ficedula albicollis (Collared flycatcher), 614 nucleotides. RefSeq names its product BCL2 like 11 (gene BCL2L11). The coding region runs from base 1 to 408 and encodes 135 amino acids. Gene Ontology annotation, biological process: meiosis I. Lineage: Eukaryota; Metazoa; Chordata; Aves; Passeriformes; Muscicapidae. The record is from RefSeq and is a predicted model, not a curated record. The transcript is spliced from 4 exons.
AUGGCUCACGACAAGAGGAACGAGGAUAACGUCGAAACGAGUUUCUUCCAGGAGGUUGGAGCCAUGAUUCACGGGGGGAAAAUGCACUCGGGGUACUUCUCCUUCGAGGCCGAGCGCAGCCCCGCGCCCGCCCUGGGCUGCGACAAGGCCACGCAGACCCCCAGCCCGCCCUGCCAGGCGCUCAGCCACUGCCUCAGCGCCAUGGCUUCCCGGUGGCGGUCCCGCUCCCCGGGCGAGGAGGUGCAGCCGGAGGUCUGGAUCGCGCAGGAGCUGCGGCGCAUCGGCGACGAGUUCAAUGCCUCCUAUUGUCCCCGCAGGGGGUUGUUGGAGCAGCAGGUGGGGAACCCCCAGGUGGUGAUCCUGCGCCUGCUGCGCUGCAUCAUCCGCCUCAUCUGGAGGCUGCAGUGAGCAGCCCCAGCAGCCACCAGGACUGAAUUCCUCGCUGGGAGCGCCCGGGAAGGACAGACAGACGGGUGGAUGGACACGUGGAUGGAUGUGGGGCUCUGCCCCAGGACACGCGGCAGGAUCCCAUUCCCACAGCAGAGUGGUGUUUACUCCGUGUUUCCCUCCACUCUUUUUAAAUUCAGUUUUUUGGUUUUUGGUUGUUUUUUUUU